Messenger RNA from Populus trichocarpa (black cottonwood), 480 nucleotides. RefSeq lists its product as uncharacterized. NCBI's taxonomy places the organism in Eukaryota, Viridiplantae, Streptophyta, Magnoliopsida, Malpighiales, Salicaceae. The transcript has a single exon. The record is from RefSeq and is a predicted model, not a curated record. Bases 1 to 480 code for a protein of 159 amino acids.
AUGGGGAAUUGUCUGGUUCUGCAAGGAAAUGUUAUCAAGAUCAUGAAAUCAGAUGGGAAGAUCCUUGAAUACCAAGCACCCAUAAAAGUCCAGCAAGUUCUGUCAGAUUUCUGUGAUCAUGCAAUAGCUGAUUCACUUCAGGCUUUCCAGUAUCUUUCGCCAGACACCAACCUACUUGGUGGUCACUUGUACUAUCUUGUGCCGCUUCAACUUCCAUCCCCAGCUAAGAAGAAGAAAGUAAGAUUUUCAAUUCCAGAGGAUCAGGAGGUCAAAGAUGUUCAAGAAAAAACCAGUGUAGUGAGAAUCAAGUUGGUGAUCAGUAAGCAAGAACUGGUGGAGAUGCUAAGAAAGGGAGGAGUUUCAGUUGAUGAUAUGGUUUCUCAGCUUCAUGGACAACAGAGAGUGCAAACGGUUGAUAUCCCUGAUGGAGUGAACACCUGGAAGCCUGUGCUAGAAAGCAUACCUGAAAGAAGCCACUAG